Molecule: messenger RNA, 183 nt
Organism: Aspergillus campestris IBT 28561
Lineage: Eukaryota; Fungi; Ascomycota; Eurotiomycetes; Eurotiales; Aspergillaceae
Exons: 2
Coding region: 1-183 (60 amino acids)
Source: RefSeq, a predicted model, not a curated record
AUGGCAACAUCCAAAAUGGCCAACCAAUGCUCCGGACAUGUAUUCGCCAUCGUGCAGGCCACCAAUGGGAAUAUCCUGACCUGGCGCUGUUCCGACUGCAAUUCGGGACCAUUUGUGGCCAUCUGGCGCUGCAAGAUCUGUGGCCACUGUCGCUGUAACGCAUGCCACACCGCUAAAGCGUAA